CAUAUAGGGAGUUAAAUCAAAGGCACAGGAUGCAUAAUGUUUAUUCAGGUAGAAGUGGAGCGAUGGAGAAUCCCUCGUCAGAUAAAGUGAUCAUCAACAACCCAGCAGACAUCACAGUCAUUGUUGGAUAUUUCAUGGUGGUUAUCGGUGUGGGCAUUUGGGCCAUGUUUCGGACCAAUCGUGGGACAGUUGGAGGAUAUUUCCUGGCAGGGCGCACUAUGACCUGGUGGCCGGUUGGUGCAUCUCUGUUUGCCAGCAACAUUGGUAGUGGUCACUUUGUGGGCUUGGCGGGCACCGGGGCAGCCAGCGGCAUCGCUGUGGGAGGGUUCGAGUGGAAUGCUCUGUUCAUCGUGCUGCUGCUGGGCUGGUUGUUUGUACCCGUCUACCUCACCGCUGGGGUGAUCACCAUGCCGCAGUACCUGAAGAAGAGGUUCGGAGGGACCAGGAUCAGCCUCUACCUCUCCGUUAUCUCUCUGUUCCUUUACAUUUUCACCAAGAUCUCGGUGGACAUGUUUUCAGGAGCUGUGUUUAUCCAGCAGGCGUUAGGGUGGAACAUCUAUGUGGCUGUGAUCACCCUGCUGUUAAUAACAGCCUUGUACACUGUUACAGGUGGCCUGGCUGCUCUGAUGUACACCGACACAGUUCAGACCUUUGUCAUCAUAGUCGGGGCCUUGGUCCUCACCGGCUUCUCUUUUGCUGAAGUGGGAGGCUACAGCGCUCUGCUGGCCAAAUACAGCGCUGCUAUGCCAAGUAAUUUCUCCUCCAUGGAUCCCCAGCGCUACAACAUCUCACCUCACUGCUACACGCCCAGACAGGACGCCUUCAGCCUGCUGAGGGACCCCACCACAGGGGACCUGCCCUGGCCUGGAGUGCUGUUUGGGAUCGCUAUAGUGGGAGGCUGGUACUGGUGUACCGACCAGGUGAUAGUCCAGCGGUGCCUUGCAGCUCGUAGUCUGACCCACGUGAAAGCCGGCUGCAUCAUGUGCGGCUACCUCAAACUGCUGCCGAUGUUCCUCAUGGUGUUCCCCGGCAUGAUCAGCAGGGUCCUUUUCCCAGAUGAGGUCGGCUGUGUCGUCCCAGAGGUGUGUAAGAGUGUGUGUGGGACCGAGGUGGGCUGCUCCAACAUUGCUUAUCCCAAACUGGUGGUGUCAGUCAUGCCAAAUGGCUUGCGAGGUCUGAUGCUGGCUGUGAUGUUGGCCGCUCUCAUGUCAUCUUUGGCCUCCAUCUUUAACAGCAGCAGCACUCUGUUCACCAUGGACAUCUGGACUCGCAUCAGACCGCAGGCCGCCGAGCGCGAGCUCCUUAUUGUGGGCAGAGUCUGGGUUCUGUGCAUCGUCGCCGUCAGUAUCUGUUGGAUCCCAGUGGUGCGGGCGGCUCAGAGCGGUCAGCUUUUUGAUUACAUCCAGUCGAUCUCCAGCUAUCUGGCUCCCCCGAUCGCCUCAGUCUUCCUCCUGGCAGUGUUUGUGAAGAGGGUCAAUGAAAAGGGUGCGUUUUGGGGCCUGAUCGGCGGCCUGGUGAUGGGUCUGUGCCGGAUGCUGCCUGAGUUCUGGUUCGGUUCUGGCAGCUGUAUUUUCCCCUCUAACUGCCCUUUCCUGGUGUGUGGGAUCCACUACCUCCACUUUGCCAUCAUACUUUUCUUCUGUACGUCAGUGCUGGUGCUGGUGGUCAGUUACUGCACCGAGCCCAUCGAGGAUCAGCAUCUCCAUCGCCUGGUGUUCAGCCUGCGUCACUCCAAAGAGGAGAGGAAGGAUUUGGACUGGGAGCUAGAAGAGAAAGGGAGAAGAGCCCGGAGGGAGGCUGAGGAGAGGAUGAGGGAGACCAGUGCUGCAGUGGCUGAAGAGGAAGAAAAGUCUGGUAUCUGUCUCCUGGUUGGUCGGUUCUGUGGCGGGGGUAACGGGGGCGGCGGCGGUUCCCAGGAGCAAGACACGUCUGAAGCAUCAGAGAAGCUGCCUGACAUCAGUGAGAACCCGGUAUGGAAGUACACUGUGGAUGCUAAUGCUCUCAUAAUGAUGGCUGUAGCAGUUUUCAUGUGGGGUUACUACGCUUAACAGUCCUAUUAACCCUUUGA
Molecule: messenger RNA, 2068 nt
Organism: Plectropomus leopardus (leopard coralgrouper)
Lineage: Eukaryota; Metazoa; Chordata; Actinopteri; Perciformes; Serranidae
Gene: slc5a2
Product: solute carrier family 5 member 2
Biological process (GO): transmembrane transport; sodium ion transport
Cellular component (GO): plasma membrane
Molecular function (GO): D-glucose:sodium symporter activity
Source: RefSeq, a predicted model, not a curated record